AAUGCGCGCGGUUUCUGUUUGAGAAAUGUGAAUUUUGUUCUGAAAAAUGCCACAUUGAAAUAAUAUAUUCUUUGCGUUCAAUGGAUUCAAGACUUCCUCCAGGUCCAGUUUAUGUUUUUCGAGGGUCUUCUUCAUCAAUAAAUGUCGUUAAGUUUGCUCCUGUCUGUGUUUGUGAUGGUGGACUUCUCGCAGCUGGAUCCUCCAAAGGUAUUAUCAGUCUCUGGGACCUCAAAACCAAAAGGGUUAGUUCAACUUUAGAUAGUCAUAAUGGAAAGGGAAUUCUUGGACUUGAAAUAACUUCAAACUUAAAUCUGAUCAGUCAUGGUCGGGAUGGUUUCAUCAAUUCCUGGGAUCUUAGUGAAGGAGGCUUGUCACACACUACAAAAUUGGCCUGCCCUGUUUUUGGAUUCUGCAAAUUUUCAAUUUUGCAAAAAGAUGAUAAACUUUGGCUUGCAACAGCAUCUGAACAACAAUCUCAGAUUGACAUAAUAAACCUAGAUUCCAAAGAGUGUAUACAUACAAUUAAAUGUGAAGAAAAUAUGACCUAUGGAAUGUGUAUGUGUGUGAAGCUGUUUCUCUGCCCUAGCACACAUCAACCAAAGGUUCUAGCUGGCUAUGAAGAUGGUUUUCUCAGGCUCUGGGAUGUUGGAUCAAGCAAGGUGGAAAGUCAGUUGAAGGUACACUCGGAAUCAGUGAUGUGCAUGGAUUUCGAUGAAAAACUGCUCAAAGUUGUGACUGGAUCUGCUGACGACAAAUUAGUUGUUUCUAACCUUUUGUCACAAAACACUCUUACAAUUCAUAAGUCUAUCGAGCUGAAGAAACCUGGAGUUGCUUCAGUUAAAAUAAGGGAUGACUCGAAACUGCUCUCUGUAGGGUGCUGGGAUGGCAGGAUUCGUAUUUACAGCUGGAAAACUCUAAAACCACUGGCUGUCUUGAAUUACCACUCUGAAACCGUGAACUCCCUCGAUUUUUCUGCUCACCUUCCCGACAAUGGAAUAUUGAUGGCCGCUGGUUCGAAAGACUGCAGAAUAAGCCUAUGGUCUCUCUAUAACGACAGCUGAUAAGCGGGACAUAUCUUGAGCUCAUUGGUAUUGGACACUGGAGAAAGCGACAUUUGAAAUAUUGUACUUAUAUUAAAAGAGAAAAUGCCGAGAACAUUCUGUAUACCAAGGGGAACAUUUUCCCUUGUGCGGUGGCCCUCUAUAUCCAGACAGACAUAUUUUCGCCACUUAGAAAGACUAUUCUUAUCAAAAGCUUGCCUCGUGUUCUUAUCGGGGUCGGAAAUUUUGGUAUAAUGGGAAGCGAUUCUCUGAUAGCAUCCUAUAGACGUAGAGGCGGAUCGGUCUCCUGAACGUUCACAUCACACCAAUAACUAUACAAGUUGCGUUGGUCUGUAUUUGAAAAUCUUCAUGAGAAAACAAGUUAUGGUAGAGAAUGCGAGAAUGCGAGCUCUAAUACGUAUAUCGAGAUUAAAUUCUCAUCACAGAAUAAAAGAAAUGAUGCAAAAAGAAAAAAAAUUAUUCGAGGCUAGUGAAAUUUUCCCGCUUUUUAACCAACAUUGCCGGUAACUGACGUCCAACUGCUACGAGCUUAAUUGAAUUGAAAAGUUAAUUGAAAAAAGAUAAAACUUGGAGAAAGCUAUCUUUGUUACGUCAUGAAAGACGCAGCGAAAGAGUACUUAGAUGUUCAAGUUUGUACAAGAAUACACGUGACAAAAAAUCUGGUUUGAACUGGUCAAUGUUGGGUUGAAUUUGUCCAACGUUUUUGAACUCGAAAAAAUUGAUUCUUUUUAAAAAGACAAAAUCGCUUUCCAUUUCGAGAUUUCAGCUCCGUGGAUGUCAAAGAUUUGAAUUUUCAAGACGGUUGUUACAUAUAAAGUACCAAGGUUGUAUAAUCUAUGUGUUUGAUCCUAGUGGGCUAAUUAACUAUAUA
Molecule: messenger RNA, 1932 nt
Organism: Actinia tenebrosa (Australian red waratah sea anemone)
Lineage: Eukaryota; Metazoa; Cnidaria; Anthozoa; Actiniaria; Actiniidae
Product: guanine nucleotide-binding protein subunit beta-like protein 1
Molecular function (GO): protein binding
Source: RefSeq, a predicted model, not a curated record